CCGGUUGAACCUGGCUGAGUCAGCACUGCAACACCUAACCCGGCCACAUGGGCUUGAUAAUAUGACAGCUUGGCAGCAGCUUUCCUCAUCACCGAUGGGUUGACGAGGCAGCGUUGUAAACAUGUACUUCAUUCAUUACCUUUAGGAGAGCCUGACUUACACAAACCCCAUCCACUCACACUAUCUUCUACUAGACUAGUAGCUGGAUCAGCACCAUGGUUCCCAAGGAAAGCAGCCACAGCAACCUCCAUCCUGAAGAGGACGAUGAUGAUUGUCUCAUUCGCUACUUUAGCUACGGCGCCAUGUGCAACCCCACAAGCCGCGGUCGUCGCAGUCUGACAUCGGUCAAUCAGCAGCCUGCCAUGUUGGUUGGUUACACCCUCGUCUUUUCGAACGGCACUGGAAAUGUCAUUCGUCAAACAACAAAAUCUCAGGAGGAACAACCCACCGUCUAUGGCGUCUUGAUGGAAUUUCACAGUCUCAAAGAUUGGGAUAUUGUCGUCAAGUCGGAAAGUGGCUACCGGUAUGAUGUUAUGGAAGCCGACGUGGUACCCUACCGAAUGGUCAACUCCACCACCAUGAAGGAGGAACCACCCAUCAAGGCUCGAUUCUUUCAGUUCCCGGGUACGGAACUGGAUGCCAAGGAAAAAUUACCCAGCGAACGGUAUCUGCGAAUCGUCUCGUUGGGAUUGACCCAUCACGGCGUUCAUCCACGCUACACUCAAUGGUGGAAAUCCCGUCCCUCGCAGCCGACGGUCGAACCAGAAGACUAUCAAACCUUUCCAACCAAUUCAUGCUUAUUGUUGCCCACGAUAUCACGGCCAGAAUUCCUAGAGCGGUCCCGCAAGGAACACUUGUUUGUCAUGCACCGGACCAAAGUCAUCCAAAUGCUCACUACCACACAAGACAAUUGCUGUGCGGUGUGGCUCCAUGAAAAUGCCAUUGGCAAGGCGGAAUGUCUCAGUUGGGGCAUCUUUCUGCAACUCUACGAACCCAAUCUGCCUCCUUGUACCACCCGCCAGGAUCUACAAGAGAUUCAUCAUCAAUGGGCGGAACACGAACUGACCAGUUUUGCGCAAGGUUGUCACUGCCGGUUGGAGCACGUCAUGAAUCUAUCUAUCUAGGUGCAUAUGCAUACCAUAGAAUAAUCUUCAAUCCUUUUUCCGUGAUGGUGCCCAUGUGCUUGCCGGAAGCGAAUUGCGUUAUCGUGUCCUGGAUAUUACCGUAU
Messenger RNA from Seminavis robusta, 1228 nucleotides. Lineage: Eukaryota; Bacillariophyta; Bacillariophyceae; Naviculales; Naviculaceae. The record is from the annotation of a GenBank genome assembly.